Boeremia exigua is the source of this 1110-nucleotide messenger RNA. RefSeq lists its product as uncharacterized. The record is from RefSeq and is a predicted model, not a curated record. The transcript is spliced from 2 exons. NCBI's taxonomy places the organism in Eukaryota, Fungi, Ascomycota, Dothideomycetes, Pleosporales, Didymellaceae. The coding region runs from base 1 to 1110 and encodes 369 amino acids.
AUGCCUGCGCCACUUGCCAAAGGCCUUAUAAUUGCCGCUUCUGUCCUGGUCGCAGCUGGCAUCGCCAUAUACGAAAACCCACAAGUCCGACAGUGGGUCGAUCAGUCUCGCCGCAAGAUCGCCGUAGCCCUUCACUCCUUAGGCGAUGAUAUUCAGCCGCGCCGGCAAAGCGAGUCAUCUGAUGAUUAUGAAGAGAGGAAGAGAAGGAGGGAUGAGUUGAUAAGGAUGAAUCGCAACGAGUUGAUCCGGCGAGCUCGCGAGGAAGGCAUAGCAGUCGACCUCGAUGAGCUCGCAAAGAUUGGCACUGAAGAUACCGUACUUGCAGAACAACGGUCACGCGCCAACAGGUCCAAGAGCUUCGAUGAGCUUGUUGGUAGCGACGGCAUGCUUAGGCAGGAUGGAACGACGACCGGCACCGACAUUACACAGGAUGGACUGAGAAAGCGAGGUGUAGCUGGCUUCGCAGCUGGUACAGCCGCAGCAGCAGCUAUGUCGAAUCCUUUUGCAGACGACAACGUCCUUUUCGACAUUGCCGACGACGAUGAAGCUCCUUCGCCCAAGCCGUUUAUCUACGAGGAGCCUACUACUCGCUCACGUUCCGCCACCAUCGAAGCUCAAACGCCACCGAUUGAGGCGCCUGUUGAGCCAUCCGUGCCCCUCAUCGACCUGACCUCCGAACCUCAAUCAGUCUAUCUACAUCCUGAGACCCAACUCCCUUCGCCUGCACCGCUGCAAGCAUCUGAGAUCGAACAAGGCGCGCAGUCUUUCUACUCUUUCACAUCAUCGAAUGACGGCGACCAAGACUUCGAACAUAUGUCUGCUGGCACACUCACGCCACGCUCCGAGCGUUCAGGCACUACAGGCGCUUCUAUUGUGCCCAGUCACGCCGACGAUGUUGCGGUACUGAGCAUGCAGAAUGAUGCAGACCAUGACGCGAGGUCAGAAGUGUUCUCUGAGAGCGGCUUCACAGACGCUGGGUACAGCGAUUUUGAACUCGGAGACAGGACUGGUGUCAUGACUCCCAAUUCGUGGACAGACGUUGGCAGUGACAACGAGAGUGAAUGGGGUGGCCCCCAGGGCAAUGGGCAAGUGAGCCAGAUUCACCAGUAG